Molecule: messenger RNA, 156 nt
Organism: Funneliformis mosseae
Lineage: Eukaryota; Fungi; Glomeromycota; Glomeromycetes; Glomerales; Glomeraceae
Source: the annotation of a GenBank genome assembly
ACCAAACCAAUAAAGAUUUCUAGUGCAAUAGACCACCAUCCAUUUACAAAUGGAGUGAAAUUUACGUUCCAAUACUUUAAAUUCCUGGACCCAACAGACUAUGACGGAAAUCAUCACGCAAGAAUUAUUUGUGAGAUUGCGAUGGGUCAAAGUUCC